This is a messenger RNA of Corythoichthys intestinalis (scribbled pipefish), 4663 nucleotides long. RefSeq names its product DNA fragmentation factor, beta polypeptide (caspase-activated DNase) (gene dffb). Bases 86 to 1381 code for a protein of 431 amino acids. NCBI's taxonomy places the organism in Eukaryota, Metazoa, Chordata, Actinopteri, Syngnathiformes, Syngnathidae. Gene Ontology annotation, biological process: apoptotic process; apoptotic DNA fragmentation. Gene Ontology annotation, cellular component: nucleus; cytoplasm. The record is from RefSeq and is a predicted model, not a curated record. Gene Ontology annotation, molecular function: DNA endonuclease activity. The transcript has 9 exons.
UGAAGUUUACGACAAGCGAUAUUGAGGCGGUGUGGUUUGCUAGUUGUGUACUACAGACAGAUAAGAAGACGCAGGAAGCGGCCAAAUGUUCGGGAAAAUCAGGCCUUUUAAAAUCAGGAGUCUCAACGACAACAAAAAGUACGGAGUAGCAGCGGGAGAUAUCAAGGAGUUGCUUAAAAAGGGGUGCAACUUGUUACAGUGGCUACGUUCGUACCGGAUAAUCCGCCCGCACCGGCCGGUUCGCCGCAGCGUAUUCGGGGCCUGGUUCUGCUCACGCCGUGGGGAACCGCUUGAGAAACCGGGGUGUUCGCCGGAGGUCCUGAAGCUGGGGAACCAGGCUCUGCCCGCCCCGCCAACGGCGAGGCAGAGGCAGCCUGCCAGACCGGCCAGAGCGGCGGGCUACGUCGGAAGACGGCUACUUGCAGACUAUUGGUCUCCAGUCGUGCCGUUGCCACUUUCUGGCGCCCACGUCUGUUUGUACGCAGAUGGCACAAAGGUGACUAAAGAAUUCUUUGUGACAUUGCCCGAAAACACAGAAUUGGUUCUCCUGGGCAAAUCUCAGACAUGGGGCGGAGUGACACCUUCUGAAAAGGAUAUAUCGAUUCUUGCCAUUUGCGACGUCGCUCGUUUGCUGAGCUCGGACAGUCACGCCGAUGACCUCAUCCAAGUGGCCAAGGGCCUCCUCUCAGAUGAGAAGUCUCUCAAGAGGCAAAAAAUCCUCAGCGACCUUAUCAGGAACCUGGAGGACACUUCAGAGCUCGAGAGCAGAGAUGAGGACCAGGACUGGUUUACAGGUGUGGCGGCUCGCUUUAAGACCAAGUCUGCCUACUUGAAGGACAACUGUGCCAGCAGGAUAAGAAGCUACAAGAAGGAGUUGGACGAAGCCGUCAGAUCUGAACGCAGAGCUCAAAUCCGAAUCAAGUGUUUGCAAGCGUCGGAGAAACUCACACAGAUGCUCAGGUCGGACAAAAACAUUGGCUGCUACUUCGACCGAACUCAAAAGGAGAUGCAGCGACUUUGCACUCGGGAAGGCUGGUUCACCUGCCAGGGCUCCUUCGACCAGGCAAAGUGCCUGUCGCUUCACUCCAUCAACCCGUACGGCAGCAGAGAACGGCGAAUCUUGUUCAGCACCUGGAAUCUGGAUCACAGGAUUGAAAAAAAGCGAAGCGUCAUUCCCGCCCUCCUGGAAGCGCUGCACAAUCACAAAUGUGAAGACGUCAAUUUGGAUUACUUCUACCGACUGCUGUUCACCUGGGAUAACUUGAAGCUGGUCCACAUUGUGUGCCACAAGAAGGAAGCUCACAACUUGCAAUGUGAUCCCCAGCAAAUCUUGAAAGCUGACAACAAGAAGCGCCACAGAAAGAAGAUGCGCUUGAAAUAAUUUUCGAUUAACAACCGAAUCACCUCCUGUUUGGGUCACUUCCUGUUGAUUUUGCGCCAUUUCCAGGGUACUUCCUGUUCAUGUUUGAUUAUUUCUUGUUGAUUUUAGGCCAUUUUUGGGCCCCUGCCCGUUCAUUCUCAGGUUACUUCCUUUUGAUUUGGGGGCCACUUCCUUGUAAUUUUAGUAUAUUCAGGUCACUUCCUGUAUAUUUUGGAGCAUUUCCCUGUUGAUAUAUAGGCAUGUUUGGGCAAUUCCUGUUCGUUGGUCACUUCCUGUACAUUUUGGAUUAUUUCCGUACUAGUUAAGCGUAGAAGAAGAAGAAGUGGGCGUCUGGGCGAGAAAAUGGGAAGCAGCAAAGCAAGGUGUUGAGAGAGAGAGUUGUGCGGAGAGCACCGUGAAAAGUGGCUGUUUCCCAUGCUGGUUUUUGUUUCGUUAAUAAAAGUCUCCAGCAAAAUGCCAUCUAACCCGUCACAGUGUUUUUAUACACAUCACCACCUCUCCAAAGUAAGCACCCGACGAAUCGACGACAAAGAGCCACGUUAGUCUCCGGUCCACGGCACAUUUCGGAGCGGAGUUGAAAGGACUGCAAUUACCAAAAAGUACAGCUUGGUAACACAGUGUACUUCCGCCAACUCUCUGAUUGGUUGGCUUCGUGACACGUUAGUAGCGUGGGCUGAAUUGAGCGCACAGAGAAAAAAAUCCGACAAGCACAGGAGUCGAGAAAUUGAGGAAGAUUUGGAGGUGUGCUCAAAAUCCAUUAUUGUUCGCAUAUAACGCUUUCGGCAGAGGGGAUGGAGGGGUGCUCCGGUAAUGGCCCUAAAUAACGGCGCGCAACUGAAAAUUCCUUAAUUCCAGAUAAAAAGGCGCAUUUAUUUUAUUUUGCCAUGCGCUCAUGUGUCACUGGUUAACCCUUCGCAUGUCAGUGCUGACAUGCGUGUCAUAGUUUGCAAACCCCUACCCUAUAUUAUGCUUCUUUUCCUUAAACUAUGGCGUAAGUGCUAUUUAUUUUAUAUUGGGUGUGUGUUUGGGUCACUUCCUGUAGAUUUCGGGUCACUUCCUGUACAUUUUGGAGUAUUUCAGUUUCCCCUUCCUGUACAUUUUCUAUCAUUUCAUUUUGAUUUUUGGGCAUUUCCAGGCCACUUUGUGUUGAUUUUGGUUUACUUCCUUGUAAUAUUAGGGAAUUUCAAGCUAUUUGCUUUUUAUUGAUUUUAUUUCUUGUUUCAAUUGUCUUUGUUUUAACUUUCUUUUGAUUGAAAGGGAUUUUUACAAAUCAUUUUAUCUCUGCUCGUGUGAAUCUUCCUGUGAUGUAAAGCACUUUGACUUGCCUUGUGUUAAAUUGUGCUAUACAAAUAAAUUUGCCUUGCGGGCCACUUCCUGCUCAUUGGUCACUUCCUGUUGAAUUUGGGUCACUUUCUUGUACUUUUAGGGUACCUAUGGGUGACGUCCUGCACAUUUGGGAGUAUCUCAGUGUCACUUCCUGUACAUUUUGGACCAUUUCCCUUUGAUUUUAUGGCAUUUUCGGGCCACUUUCUGCUCAUUGGUCACAUCAUGUUGAUUUUCGGGCAUUUCCAUGUUACAUUCUGUUGAUUUUUUUUGUGUCACUUCCUUGUGAUUUUAGGGUACUGCAGGUCAAUUCAUGUACAUCUUGCGGUAUCUCAGUGUCAUUUCCUGUACAUUAUGGACCAUUUCCCUUUGAUAUAGACCCUACCCACGUGACGUCACAACUCCGCUCUCCUGAAUGGUACCGCCCACUUGUCCGUCAAAACAUAGUGUUAACCUGUUACGGCUACGUACAUUUCUCCUAUUUACGGCGUGUUUUUCUGCUCCUUAACAUUAAUAAUCAAAAUGGUGAAGGCGUGUGUGGCUGUUGGUUGCACUAACAGAGAAGAUGGAAGGAGAGACUUGAAGUUUUACCGUAUUCCGAGGGAUCCAAAGAGAGCGAAAUGGACGGCUGCAAUUCGACGUGAAAACUGGGCACCAAAAAAUCACCACAGACUAUGUAGUAGUCAUUUUAUAUCCGGUAAGAUGCAUUUAAGAUAUACUUAGAGGGUUAUGGGCUGACAAAUAACCACAAUUAAGAUCAUUGCGAGGCUAAUCGCCGACAACAUACGACGUAGUACGACAUAGUUUCAAAUUCAAGAUGUUUGUGACUUCCCUUUCUUCCACCAUCGUUAUUUUUUGAAUAAUAUUUAGCUGGUACCAAGUGAAAGAAACUGGCCUCGUCUACGGGGCUGACAAAUAACCACAAUUAACAUCAUUGCGAGGCUAAUUGCUGACAACAUACGACUUAGUACGACAUAGUUUCAAAUUCAAGAUGUUUGUGACUUCCCUUUCUUCCACCAUCGUUAUUUUUUUAAUAAUAUUUAGCUGGUACCAAGUGAAAGAAACUGGCCUCGUCUACGGGGCUGACAAAUAACCACAAUUAAGAUCAUUGCUAGGCUAAUCGCCGACAACAUACACGUAUGUAUGUAGUGAGAGUGCUAUCGCUAAACCAUAUAAACAUUAAAAGCCUUAACUCCAUUGACAAACGACAUGAAAUACAUUAGACUUGACAGUAGAUGUUAGCAAUAACAAAAGAUUUUGAAUUGAAAAUUUCGUAACUCACCUUUCCAAGCACAAGAUAGAUUCCUGCCGAAUUUUCGUGGACGAGGACCUGUUUGACCCAACCAGCAACGAAGUAUUUAUAAGCCUCCAAGCUCUUGAAGUUUUUCAUAUUUUCGUGAGAAUAGGCUGAUUUAGUGUGGACAAGAUAAUUGUAAAUAUCUGCGUAGCAGAUGUCAGGCAGACAGGGCGAAGACAGUGGGUCGAAAAACAUCGAUUUGGGCAUCAAAUAUGGAUCUGGCGACUGUAUAGAACGAAGCUUUUCCUCAUAACGCCUUUUAUGCAACAGAUCCAGUGAGUUUGCGGCAUCAGAAAGCACCGGGUCUUCCAUGAAAUGCAUUUUAAAUUCCGCCAUCAAUUGAAAACAAUGCUAAUACAGAGUCAAAAUGACGGACAAGUGGGCGGAACCAUACAGCGAGCACGUGGUUUUGUGACGUAGGUGGGUAGGGUCUAUUGGGGCAUUUGCUAACCACUCCCUCUUCACUUGUCACUUCCUGUUGAUAUUCAGGUAUUUCCAGGUUCCAUCCUAUUGAUUUUGGGUCACUUCCUUGUAAUUUUAGGGUACUUGCCGGUCACUUCCUGUACAUUUUGGGGUAUCUCAAUGUUACUUCCUGUACAUUUUGGAUAUUUCCUGUUGAUUUUAUGGCAAAAAUCACUUCAAUUUUGUUAUGUGUAAAGAAA